AUGUAUUCUACGACAUUUCAAAAUGCUAUGAUUGAGCCCAAAGACGCGCUUUUUACACGCAACAAUUCGCAAAAUUUCUUAGGCAACGGUACUCAAGACACACACUACGCCGAAUCUACCAACAGAGCCGCUAAUGUUGAUAGAAUUGGAUGUGUUAUCACUGAUUACCAGUCACUCAAGUCUAAUAUACCAUUGAAUUUAAAUGUUCACAAAGAUAUCAAUGGUAAGAUAAAGAAACAAGUUAUACAACGAACAAAUAACACUUACAAAGGAUAUAAUAGUCGAUAUUACUUCGACGAUAUACAGCAAAGAAAAUAUUAUGAGACAUUAGUAUACGAGAAUGUAGGAAUUGUUAAGAUAUUACCUGAAGAUAUUAUUUGCUGGUACCCCGGCUUCAACCUGCCCAUUGGCACCAGGGGUAGGUCCCUGCUUCGCAAGGAUCUCCACCGGCAAAGAUCAAUUAGUACUUCGAAUUGUGACAACAUGUUGGUGUCAAACAAAUUAAAUAUAACAAACCGCUCAACCUUUGGAGAUAUGAGGAUUGCAGACCUGUACCACUCAGCACAUGUACUGGGAAUUUGGAAUUCAGCAGCUCAUUAUUGCUUAGAAACUUGUGAAAGAAGGGGGUUUAGGAAGGAAUGGAUUCUUUGCCUAAAAGAAUCCGGGUACGAGAUAAAUAUGAACAACCUCAAGGAGAUCAAACAAUAUAUGUUAGAGAAAUAUAGAAGGUGA
Messenger RNA from Babesia microti strain RI, 732 nucleotides. RefSeq lists its product as hypothetical. The transcript has a single exon. Lineage: Eukaryota; Apicomplexa; Aconoidasida; Piroplasmida; Babesiidae. The record is from RefSeq and is a predicted model, not a curated record. Bases 1 to 732 code for a protein of 243 amino acids.